UUCAUUUAUGGAAAAUCGAAGUUUAUUGUUGUAAUGAAGACAAAGUAUAUAUAAAACGUCUUGUUCUUCAGCACUUCACUUAGUACCUAACAUUGAGAUCUCACUUUAGGUUGAGGUCUAUAUUGAUUAAACGCCUAAUGGCGUUCCGGCCGAUAUGGAAUCGAAUCAAACGUGAUCACCAACGUGCUGGCAGGUUCGGCUACCGCCUAUUCGCUUUCGCAACAUGGAUUCCUGUGGUUUCUAUGUUCAACCACUAUAUUGGGGAACUAGCUUGGAUUAACGGGCCGUCAAUGUAUCCGUUUUUGAAUGCGGAAAAGGAUCAGACGACUCGGAGUGAUGUGGUGAUCAAGUAUAAGUUGAAUGCGCCGUAUGGGCUGCGGCGAGGCAUGAUUGUCAUUUUCUGGAACCCCUAUGAUCCAGAGGUUGAGGCUGUUAAGAGGAUUGUAGGACUCGAAGGCGAUAUCAUAAGGACGCGAAGUCCGUAUCCCUCUCCUACCGUCCGCGUGCCAAUGGGGCAUGUCUGGGUUGAGGGUGACGGAGGCGAGCGCUUGAGCAGGGACAGCAACGAUUAUGGACCAAUUUCGACAAAUCUCAUAACUGGCAAGGUCACUCACGUCGUGUGGCCCCUACAUAGAUUCGGUAGAGUUAAGUGGUGGGAAUAUGCAGGGAAUAUCAGGGAUUAAACAACGAAAUAAUGAGAGUUACCUCCAACCGUGUCACAUGUGUGAUGCCAACUAAUUGCUAGUAUGCAGAUAACCCUAAGAUGUUGUAAUCCGACCUCCCGGUCUACCGGUACACAUAGAUAAGAGAUAAGGUAAAGCCGGAUAAGACACCCACCAACUCGGGCGCGAGGCCCGUGAUAAACCGCGCGUAAACCGAUAAGGUCGAUUAGGUACAAUUUAGUGCUAUUAGUACAUAGAAAAUUUCCCACCAUCUAUCU
Daldinia vernicosa is the source of this 940-nucleotide messenger RNA. Its product is annotated as LexA/Signal peptidase. Lineage: Eukaryota; Fungi; Ascomycota; Sordariomycetes; Xylariales; Hypoxylaceae. The coding region runs from base 138 to 683 and encodes 181 amino acids. Gene Ontology annotation, cellular component: membrane; mitochondrial inner membrane peptidase complex. Gene Ontology annotation, molecular function: serine-type endopeptidase activity. The transcript has 3 exons. Gene Ontology annotation, biological process: mitochondrial respiratory chain complex assembly. The record is from RefSeq and is a predicted model, not a curated record.